UCGCGCAUUUACGCAAUUUGCUUAUUGCAGCUCGAGGCGUAUGUGCAUUAGCUGUCGCUAAAAUAAGCAUGUGCAGCUUUUUGUGGCCGCUUACGUCGGCACCGCCGGUACAAACCUUCGAAAUAAGAGCACAAUGUUUUGCGCGCUUUUUACCACUACGAAAACAGUUAGCUUCUGCUUCGUGAAUGAUCCGCUGUGGUUAAACACCCGUGGGCCUUGCUCUCCUGUUUGGAGGCUUCUACUACACCCAAAGUGCAGAUAAGUCUGCGUAGAGACCUAAACGGCGAGCAGGAGAAAAUUGAACCCAACGGCGACACCGCUGUUAGCCUUAGCCACAGCCCGAGGCCUGCUCAGGAAGCGGGCGGGAGCUUUUAUUUUCCAAAACUGCUUCUUCAUCUCACCUGCCAAGGCUGUGGAUUCAGAUCAUUAUACCUGUUCACAAGCUUUUAUUCAGAUGUUAGACGUCCACACGCCCGUAUUUAGAUUUUGAGCUGUUAAUUAGACACUUAAUAUGCACCGCGGUUCGUUCUCACACUCUUUGUCAUUAACAGGAGAGAAAUCUACAAACCGAGAGCAAAGAGGAGGCGAAGCUGUGACUCUCCAGCAGCUCUGACACACUACUCACACAGCAGUGAUGGCGCAUGUCUUCAACCAUGGGAAGCUGCUCCUGCAGCGCCUGCACCAGCAGCGGGAGAUGGACUUUCUGUGUGACAUCACCAUAAUGGUGAAGGACGUGGAGUUCAGGGCUCACCGUAACAUCCUCGCUGCAUUCAGCGAGUAUUUCUCCUCCCAUGCUGAGAAGGGGGAAGAGAUCACAACUUUGGACCCCGACAAGGUCAGCCGGUACUCGCUGGAGAAGCUCCUGGAGUUCGUCUACACGGGACACAUGAACCUCAGCAGCACCCGACAAGCGGCCGUACGGCGAGCAGCCAUCUUCUUAGGAAUGACCGAGGCCACGAAAUAUCUGGAGGAGUUCCCUCACUGGUCUGAGCUCGGCGAAACGUCACAGUCGGAGGCAGAUAAAGAGACGGGUCUCUCGCCUCCCAGCCCCGCCUCCCCAAGCAGCCCCAACUCCCCAGUCCCACUAUCCAUAGUCUCUGUUGCGGGGGAAUGGCAGGAGGAAGGUAAGGGCAGCAGAGAGCAGGAUGAUGAGGGCAGAGAUAUGUUUGUGGAAGACGAUGAAGAGUACACCCCAAGCACGCCGAGGAGCACCGGGAGAGGACAGGGCAGGAAGAGAGGUAGAAAACCUAAACGUUUUGGCGACGAGCAGAUGGAGGCGAGCAGCUCGGCUGACGGCACGCCCAAAAUCUACAGCUACAGAGGGAGAGGACGAGGGAGAGGCAGGGGCAGGGGGAGAGGAAGAGGAAGAGGGAGCUUAAAAAGUCAAGAACUCUAUUUGGAUGACUCUGAUACGAGCGUGAAGGACUUUGGAGACACCUCAGCAGACUGGAGCCCCUCACAGGGGGAAGAAGAGGAGGAGGAGCCCGGGAUGAAGAGGGCGAGACUGAGCACUGGAGAGGGGAGGAGAGGGCGAGGCCGCGGAAGAGGGAGAGGCCGCGGGAGAGGCAGGGGCCGAAACAGGGGACAGACCGAUGAGGAGGAGGAGGAGGAGGAGGCGGGGGAUGACAGCAUUGGCGGAGGCACGGAGGAAGAGGCGGGGGAGGGAGUGGAAGAGGGCGAGAUCGGGGAGAUGGAUGCGCUGGCUCUGGGCGAGAUGUCGCUGUCGUGCACAGAGUGCAACAAACUGUUUAAAGACGUGAGCAGCCUGCGCCGCCACGAGAAAAUCCACAAGGGGCUGAAGCCGUUCGCCUGCAUCUUCUGCUCCAAAACCUUCAGGCAGGCCACGCAGCUGAAAACACACCUGCGCAUACACACAGGCGAGAAGCCGUUCAAUUGUGCCGAUUGUGACAAGUGUUUCGCUCAGAAGUGCCAGCUGGUCGCUCACCGCCGAAUGCACCACGGCGAGGAGAAGCCGUACACCUGUGAGCGCUGCGGCUUCAAGUUUGCUACCUCGUCCAAUUAUAAAAUACACAUCAGACUGCACAGCGGGGAGAAACCAUACGUCUGUGACAUCUGCGGCCAGGCGUUCGCUCAGUCCAGCACGCUGACGUACCACAAGCGACGACACACUGGGGAGAAACCAUACCAGUGCGACCUGUGUGGCAUGUCCUUCUCUGUGUCUUCCUCUCUCAUUGCCCACACACGAAAACACACUGGCGAGACUCCGUACAAAUGUUCGCAGCCUAAAUGCGACGCCAAAUUUGUCACAUCCUCUGAACUGAAGAAACACAUGCGGCGACUUCACCCAGAGGGGAAUAGCGGCGUGCAGUGCCUGCUCUGUGGAAACAGAUUUGCCAGCGUGAAGAACAUGAUCAAACACCAGGACAAAGCUCACGCCGACGAAGUGCGGCAACACAAGGAGAGAGCCCGAGCCGUGGUCCUGCUGUCCACCAGCCAUCCUGUGGCCUUCGUCCAGAACAAGCUCUCCCAGGAGAACAAAGGUUUGGGCUCCAUCCCCGAGGGCGAGCCAGCCAACCCUGAACCGACCACUCCCAACCCCAAAGCCAACGACCCCGCCACGGCUGCCACCGACAUCGCCACCACUGACUCUGCUGCAACCACGACCGCCGCCAGCGUGACCGCUGACGGCGCCACGGACGCCGACGCCAUCAUCCACGACUUCAAGGCGGAGCCCACACACACCCCUCUCACCACCGCAGAGCAGGUGACCUUCGACGCCGAUCAGGAGCAGACCAUCAACUCGGACACGCUGCACGCGCUGGUGGAGCAGCUGCGGCCGCCGCCCUCGCCCGCACAGACGCUGGAGCAGAUUGUCAUCAUCAAGACGGUGGACAACAUGGACAACAUGCCCCCUCAGCAGUGAGGCCUGAGUAACACUGAUCAGAACUAAAUUUCAAUUUUAAACAGUCACUCGCUGAUUGGCAUAAAGUCAGUGCUCAUGUUCAGGAUAAAAAAAUCAACAUUUGUAAAGAUAAUCUACAAUACAAAGACAAUUUGGUCCAACUCGGGCUUUAUUUUCAUAGUUUUGACCAUCAUUUCAACCUGUGGUACAAACAGGAAAUGCGAGCAGUCGAGUUAGAAACUAACAACAAGGUUAGACAAAAUAUUUUGGACGACGGACGGCAAAAUAUAAUCCAAACUAUAUGUCGCCACAUUCAGUUAAAUCCAUUAGGACAGACAGUGAUGGGAGCGUUUUCAGACUUUUUAAAUAAAUUAAUCGCAUUAUGUCAUUAUUAUUAGUCAAAAAAGUCUCAAGUAGCAUCCUCAGAAGUCUUUUUUGUCUUCCAUACAUCCCAAAACCCAAAGACUUUCAGCUCUCUGUGACUUAAAAUGGAGAAAAGCACCAAGUUCUGCAUUUCAGAGGCUGAAACUGGAAACAUGAUGUGGUUACCACAAUUUGUACGUGGAAAAACCAGAAAAAUGAUGUGCUGGCAUGCACACAUUUAAUAUUUUGCAAUAAUAAAAAACUUUCCAGUAUUUUUUUAAAUUGUGACGUAUGAGAAACAGACGAUCAGAUUCACAGCUCAUGCUCUGUAAUUUGGUUUAUUAUCAAAAUCACUUUAGCGGUAGAUUCUAAAAUAUUUACAGAUGAACAACCAAGACGAGCGUUUCCACCAAAUUAACACUGAUGCAAAAAGCAUCAAAUGAAGCUAUAAAAAAAACCCAAAACACAAACCCUUAAAGAAGCAGCGUGGCUUCAGUUGAGUUGGUUUACUGGUCAAAACUAUAAGAAUAAAACCUGACCCAGUCAUCCUUUUAAAAAUGCCCAUAUUUUUAUUAGAAGUGAAAUGAAAGUCAUGAUCCAGCAGGACGAUUUACAGCUCCUCAAAGAGAACAUGGGUCAUAUGGCAAACAAGAUGCAGUUUAACCGUGUCAGUGGCUGAUACUGUUGUGUGACACCAGUCUUGAGCUUGAAAAAAAAAUGAGUGUGAUGGAGAUCUGAAAGAGGCUAAAAACAGAUCAGUUAUUUUUCUAAUGAAGAUUUUUGUUUCCUUGGCAGACAGGAGGAACGAGCGGCAAUAAAAGGCAGAAUCAAAUUAUUAUAACCCCAAUAAGAUUCUCUCUUUGUGUUCAGCAGUGACGUUCAUGAUCAGCACUGAUGAUUUCAUGCUGUUGUGCUUAAACCUGUUUCACUUCUGAAUGACCUGCUAACUGUUCGUUGGAGUCACAGUUAAACUACAUUCUUCCUGUAAAAUCCACUGUUUGGGUUUACCAGAUGUAACCAGUUUUCUCCCAGCAUUAACCACCUGUACACAUGAAGAUAACCAGUUUGAUUACUUGUGCUGUCUUUUCAAUCAGCAGAUGUCAGAAUCAGGAGGGAAGGGAGGGGGGAAAAAGCCCAAUCAGCAGAUCUGUAAAAUUUACCGUUGUUCAGAUGUCUAACGUUCUGAUCCAAGUUCCUCGUUUCACUUCCCAGCUUAAUGGUGAAGUGUGUGAAAAAAGAAACUGAUUCUACAUUUUCUUCUACUGUAGAAAGUGAAGCUUUGAUUCACAGCGACUGACCUGCUUCAAACCGCUUAAAGGUGCUUUUUGUAAAAACAGCCCGUUGUGUGAAGAUGAUUUACAAGUCCAAAGACGAGUGUGUUGGGUUACUGUGAGCGUGAAUUGUUGUAUAUCUGACCAGAAGAAUGAGUUCAAGGAUAUAAGCAGCAAUGAAAAAAGGAGUUUCCUCCUAUGGGUUUCUGGGAUCUCCAUUAGAGAGAGGGCGAUUAGCUCAGGGUAGGAGGAGUCAGUUUAGGUAGUUCAGCUUCCUCCUUUAGCGAGGUGUUUCAGGACUGUCUGCUGGAUUAAGUGGCUGGAAGAGGAAGGUCUCCUUAGACUGCAGACCCCACAACCGUGAUCUGGAUACACAGACGGAUGGAAAUUAACACCUUUGUAUUUUGUGGCAGAGACGUACUCCUGUAAUACCACUUUGGAGCACAGGGUGGAGCAGUGAGUCAGUAUAGUGUCCUCUCUGUCACUGACCUGGCUCGUUUGGUAGCUAAAAGACUGUGUAGUGUUUUUAUAACGCGAACAGAAACUUUAGAUAAGCUAGAAAUCUGAUCAGGUAUCAUUUUAAACUUACACAGAAGAAGGUGGCGCUGUUUGGGGCGGAUAACUGUGCUUCCUGGUGAAACACCACCUCCUGGUGGUGAACGUUUGCAUUACACUUUUUUCUUUUCUUUUUUUUUACAAAAAGUACCUUUAAAGUCCUCUAACCUCACACAACAUUUUCUCCGACGUGGAUGGUGUGGCUGCAGUUUUUUUGUUUGUUUGUUUGUUUUUUCUAUUACAGCUUCCUUUUGUUUGAUGGAGUAACGCUUGUAAAGAAUAACUGAUACAGUACAACUCCAUUUUAAUAGUUAGCGUAGUGAAUAGGAGCUUUGGUAUCAUAAGAUGUAACAUCUUUAUUUAUCAAGCAAUAAAUGUUCCACCCUGCAGUGACAUGUGAUAAUGGUGGCUUCAUUGAUGUAAUAGAGGCUCUUUUUAUUCUUCUUUUUUCUUUUUUUAAGUAAAUCAGUUGUUUCAGUGUGAAAGAGUGAAAAAUGCAUUUCUAUUAACAUGACCGUAGCUGUUUGUUUAUUUCAUUUGGUUUUUUUGUUUUAGGUAAAAUGUCUGCAUUACUUGUAAAAAUUUGUGAAUUACAUAUACAAGUUCACUACUGUAUGAAAAAUGUACAACAGCAGCAGGAAAAUAAAGACCGACAAAAAAGGGACAAUCGGACUGCUGUUUGUCAGUUUAUUAUGACAUUUUUACUUUUUUGUUCUUUAUGUCACUGCAGAUGUUUUGGUUUUUGUUGUUUUUCUCAAGCAGAACCACCUGUUUAGAGGAUGUAAUUUGAUUUAUAAUAUAAUCAGUAUGUUCUAAACGCAUCGACAUUGCAAUAAAACAGUUACUGAGCAAAGUGUCUAGAACUCAGUGGAUACUAUUUAAGGAACAGCAGUUUCUUGUCAUAAAUAAAUGUGAUACUUAUGAUUGGUAAUAUAUAAAUAACACAAGUGUCCGAUCAAUUAAAAGUAUUUUAGGAGUGAGGAAAUGAUUGGAAUUGCUCAAAAAUACCGUCUAGCAAUAUAAUGCAAAUUAUUUAGAUUUUACAUUAUAUUCAGUGAUGAUUUUAAAAUAUUUCAUGUAGCUUCUUAAAAAGCACAGAACACUGACUUAAAGACAAACUGAGGACAAUCCUUUAAAGGAUUAAUUUUUAAAAGUUUUAUCGCAAUAUAUUUCAUGUUUUAAAAUACACAAAAUAGGCUAAAGCUCAAAAUUUGUUUCACAAUUCUUUUUGACUAUUGACUUUUAUUGAUUUGUUUUCUUGUAAAUGCAUCCACUUUGUUUCCUAAAACAAUUUAUUUUCUUUUACAUUUCUCUAACUGAUCAUAAAGAUAAAAGCUGUAAUUAAUUGUU
Messenger RNA from Pelmatolapia mariae (spotted tilapia), 6402 nucleotides. RefSeq names its product myoneurin (gene mynn). The record is from RefSeq and is a predicted model, not a curated record. Lineage: Eukaryota; Metazoa; Chordata; Actinopteri; Cichliformes; Cichlidae. Gene Ontology annotation, biological process: regulation of transcription by RNA polymerase II. Gene Ontology annotation, cellular component: nucleus. Gene Ontology annotation, molecular function: DNA-binding transcription factor activity, RNA polymerase II-specific; protein binding. The transcript has 8 exons. The coding region runs from base 635 to 2884 and encodes 749 amino acids.